AUGUCCUCCUCUUCCACUCCUGCUAGUCGACCAUUGAACAGGGGCGCCGCCUGUUUGCCAUGUCGCAAGCUCAAGGCGAAAUGUGACGGCAAUAAGCCCGCUUGUGGCCGAUGCAUUGCCAACAACAGACCCGACGACUGCGAAUAUGCAACUGGUGCCGAGGUCACUCGGUCUCGUCUGCUCGAGGAGAACAUUGCUCUUCUCGAAUCCAGAAUCCGCGAGCUCGAGAACCCCACGGAGGGCACGCCCUCCGUUCAGCUCCACGACCCGCGCAGACACACCGCUGCACCAUCCCAGACCCGCACACCAGCCUCAGCACCCAGCGUUGCGCUCUAUCCCGUGGGAGUGAUACAGCCUGCCGCACACAUACCCGAGCCGACGCUACAGGAGGUCCAAGUGCUCAUUCAGACGUUUAUGACGCAUGCGUCGCAGCUGGGCUUCUUCCUCAACCCUACCCGAUUCCUGCAUCGGACCCAGAGUCACGGCCCCGCCAACGACCCGCUAAUGAGCGCGGUCCACCUCUGGGGCAGCCGGCUGUCGAGCUCGAACACGCUCCGGAACCGAGAGACGUACUUUGCGGAGCGUGCUACGCAGGCCGCCGCUACGACUACAUUGAUGCCGCAGACAGGAGCCCCGGGAAAUGGGGUCCUGCACACCAUCCAAGCCGAGGUCCUCCUCGCCAAUUACUUUUUCGCUACCGGUCGCUUGUUGGAGGGCAGGUACCACUGCCUUGCGGCGGUCGCGCUCACUACUGGGAGUCGAUUCCACCAGCUGGAUAUUCGCACAUUGGGCGGUGACCCGAUCUCCGCAGGGGAGAAGAUCCGAGCAUUCUGGACGGUGGCGAACGUCGACACGGUGUGGGCUGCAGCGAUGAACACGCCUUCCUCUAUCUGCCAGAACGGCAGAGCCGUGAUCCAAGUGACGACGCCGUGGCCCCUUUCUUGCGAGGCGUAUGAGCAGGGUCUGCUGGUGCCACGCCAUGGUGGAAACUAUUCGAUGGAAGACUUCCUAAGGGGCGCGGUAGACGAUUCUAGCGAGGAUUUCUCGUCGCUCGCUCUCCGUGCAAAGGCCGGGGCGCUAUACGACCGCGCCAUCUACGUCUCCUCACAGUAUCGUAUUGAAAUGCCUGACCGGAACGACUUUGUGAACCGUUUCACCGCACUCGAUAACCACAUUGAGAGAUUCCAUCGGAAGCUUGCUGCGAUCAGGAAUCGUGGACCCGACGACAUGCGAGAACUGCUUGUGUCACGCACCUUCGCGUGUGCUGCGUCUAUCCAACUGCACUCGGCCUUCUCUAGCUCCCAGCCGAUGUCGUGGCAGAAGACUGUCGGUGUUGCUAUCGCAGCUAUCCGAGCCCUAGACAUUGUCGACGUCAACCAGUAUCAGCAUCUAGAUCCCGUAAUUGCGAUUCUGUGGUCGACUAUAUGCAAGGUGUUGAUCGGCGAAAUUAGGCGGCUCAGGCAUAGCGCUGGUCCUGUCCGACAGGACGACUUGACGGGCCCCACCUCGAGUCUGGAUAGAAUCACCGCCGCCAUGGCGAUCCUGUCUACUACAUGCCCUCUUAUGGGUUCGCUCACAGGCAUCCAUCUCGCCGAGGUGCAGCAAGCUCGAGCUUCUCUGAACUAG
This is a messenger RNA of Dichomitus squalens LYAD-421 SS1, 1626 nucleotides long. RefSeq lists its product as uncharacterized. Gene Ontology annotation, cellular component: nucleus. The record is from RefSeq and is a predicted model, not a curated record. Gene Ontology annotation, biological process: regulation of DNA-templated transcription. The transcript is spliced from 8 exons. Lineage: Eukaryota; Fungi; Basidiomycota; Agaricomycetes; Polyporales; Polyporaceae. Gene Ontology annotation, molecular function: zinc ion binding; DNA-binding transcription factor activity, RNA polymerase II-specific. The coding region runs from base 1 to 1626 and encodes 541 amino acids.